AGUCAAGGUAGGGUAUUUUGUCCAGAUUGGUCAGUGAGUACAUCAGUUCAGCUAAUCAUUUAUGAAGCAAAAACAAUGGGAAUUGGGAGGGUCUGUGUCUGACCCCGUCAUAGGUAAACAAGGCGGCAAGCGUGAGUCACGUCUAAAUCGCAGGGGGAAGGGUGGUUCCUUGCUGUAAACCCUUUCAGGAACACAAAGGUGUGGGGACAUUUCUUUAACCGUCGCUUUCCAGAAUCACAGGGCUCAGGUAAAGUUCAACAUUGUCAGAAUGUAGGGAAAUCUCUCCACGGAUUCAAUCAGAGCUGAAGAGGCACAGAGUAAGGCAAAAAAGAAUGAAAGAAGUAGAUAAUCUUGAAAGUAUCAAAGAAGAAUGGGUUUGUGAAACAGGAUCUGACAGCCAACCUCGCAGUGAUAAUCGACAAACAAAUUGUGAAUAUUUUGUUGACAGCCUUUUUGAGGAAGCUCAGAAGGUUGGUGCCAAAUGCUUGUCUCCCACUGAACAGAAGAAACAGGUAGAUGUCAGUAUAAAAUUAUGGAAAAAUGGAUUCACAGUCAACGAUGAUUUCAGAAGUUAUUCUGAUGGUGCAAGUCAGCAGUUUCUGAACUCCAUCAAAAAAGGGGAAUUGCCUAUGGAAUUACAGGGAAUUUUUGAUAAAGAGGAAGUGGAUGUUAAAGUUGAAGAUAAGAAAAAUGAAGUAUGUAUGUCAACGAAGCCUGUGUUCCAGCCCUUCUCAGGACAGGGUCACAGACUGGGAAGUGCCACACCAAAAAUUGUAUCUAAAGCAAAGAGUAUUGAAGUUGAGAAUAAAAAUAAUUUGUCUACUGUCCCGCUAAACAACCUGGAACCCAUCACUAAUAUACAGAUCUGGUUAGCCAACGGGAAAAGGAUUGUCCAGAAAUUUAAUAUUUCUCAUAGGAUAAGCCACAUCAAAGACUUCAUUGAAAAAUACCAAGGAUCUCAAAGAAGUCCUCCCUUUUCUCUGGCAACGGCUCUUCCUUUCCUCAAAUUGCUAGAUGAAACACUCACAUUGGAAGAAGCAGAUUUACAGAAUGCUGUAAUCAUUCAGAGACUCCAAAAAACUGCUGAACCUUUUAGAGAACUCUCAUAACAUUGAUUUUUGAUACACUAAAUCAAAAGUGGAAAGUUUGCAGAAAAAUGAUGGUUUUAAGUGGACGUGCAAACCAGAAUGGGGGAAAGGAAAAGUCAGAUGCACUGGAUUUUUGGUUUGAGUACUAUUUACCUCCCUCCUGAUGAGAAAGUUUUUAAAUAAGUACAAGUUAGGAAAAUUUACGACUAUAACUGGAAACUGUAUUCAAUGCACUUUUUCCAAAAGGCUACUCAGAAAGAAAAAUAUACUUAUUUUCAAAUACAAAUUAUUCAACAUAAGAUAUAUUAAAUAUCUAUAUCAUUUAGAAUCUUAGUAUGGUAUAAACUAGCAAAUAUGUUCACAGCAUCAUUCAUUCAAACAUCAUUUCCAAACUGAUUUACUUAAAUCUUAGCUGUCUCAGAUUUUUUAAAUAGCAAUAUAUUUAAAAAUUAUAUAUGGCAGGUUAAAAGCAUCAGUGUACUUAUUUCAAACCUGGGUUACAAUCAAAAGGCUGAAGGAACUGCUUUCACCACAGCUGUGCCUAAACCUCAACGUGUUCUCAAUUUGUAUUCUCUAAUGGCAAAAUAUACUCAAAUGUUAAUUUGGCAAUAGUAGCUAAGAUGUAUUUUCAUUUAAGAAUAAAAUUGUGUAGCUUAGUGUAAUGUCAGUGUUAAUCUGCAUACUCAUAGUUGUACAUUUUCAAAAAAUUCUUUUCUCUCUAAGAACGCCAGUUCCUCCCCUGUUUUUUUUUCUUUUGAAAAUUAGGUAUUUGUUCUUAGCUAAUAUUUGGAGUAAACCAUUUGUGUGCCACCACUCACUUAGAAUUUGAUGCUGUGUUGUCACAUUUCUAAUUAAUAUUUUUAAAAUUUGUCACUGUAAAGUAUGGUUUUCUAUUCCGUAUAUCAGAGGCAACCUGUGAAUACAUUAGAGGAUUAUUUAUCACAUUCUGAUGUCACCAAGGAAAACAUGCUUUGUAUCUUAAAACUUUUAACUAAAACUCGUUAGACUUCAGUGUUUCACUGUCAGAUUAAAUUCCCUUGCCUGAAAAUAAGUUUAAGAAGGCUGUUUACAAAUGAUCUGUUGAAUCAUGUUUAAAGUGAAAUAGACAUCGAGUGUGCCAAGGAACUAAGUGGCCGUGCCUAUCACCAGUGAUGUUCAUAGGGUACUGGAUGUCGGCUGGAAAGAGCACCUCUCAGACUUUCUGGUCUCAAGACCUUUUGUUUAUGUGGGUUAUAUUUAUUGUAUUAAAAAUAAAAAUUAAAAGUUAUAAAAUAUUUAUUCAUUAGAAAAUAAUAAACACAUGUUAAUAUGAACAUUUUUAUGAAAAAUGUGUAUUUUCCAAAACAAGAAGAUUUAGUGAGAAAGGUGGCAUUGUAUUCCAUUUUUUGCAAACAUCUUUGCUGACUUAAGACAGAUGGAAUCUCACAUCUGCUUCUACAUUCAAUCUGUUGUGAUAUCACACAUCUUGUAGCUCUAUUAAAUGCUACUGUAUGUUCAUGAGAAAAUGAAAAAAAAAAACAAAUAACAUGUUAGUAUGAUUAUGAAAAUAGUUUUGACCUUGUGGACCCCCUGAAAGAACCAUUCUUAUAAAGCAGUGGUUUGCAGUGAUCUCAAGCCUUAGUCUAAGAAUCACUUGGGAAGCUUUUCAGAAUGCCUGCCUCUUCCUGCUGCCUACCACACACGAUCUGAUUCAUUGUAUUUGAGAUGGGUCGCAGGUCUCUGCAUUUUUCAUAUCAAAUGAUUCUUAGUUAUGUAGUAGAAGAACCAGUCUUUGGGAAAUCUUGCACUAAGCUUCCACCCUAAGAAAAUAAAACCUGCACGCUUCACCUCCCACACGGGAAGACUCUACUCUGAAAUGGGGCUGGUAGACCCCUAAAUUUCAUCCUUGUCCCUCCCAGUUUGUUCUUUGACUGUUCCCCUUUAACUCAGAACUAAUCAUGGCAUAAACCUAUGCUUUAUCUUCUAUGAGCACAGCUGAGACGAUGCUGAAACAUUUAAAUAAGGUUUUUAUUAAAGACUCAGGAAUAGCAAGGGAAAUACGUAACUAGAUGACCUGGUUUAUAAGAUACAUCUUCUGUUAGAGGUCCAUUUCCAUUUUAAGAAUGCUUCAUUUUCUAGCUCCCAGCCUUCCACAUGGUAGAGGCCUGUCUUUUUAUUAGGAAGAGAGGGAGGACAAAGGAGAGCCUUUUCCUUUUGUCCUUUACUCUCAGAAAUGAACAGAUAUAUAAUAGCAAAUAAAUAUUUAUUGUCAGUAAUAUUUACAGCUGUGGUAGAGCCCUCUCUAGUGAAACAAAAAUAAUGGCAUUCUUACAAAAAAUGAGAAGAUGGUCAAAUCAGUGAACUACACUUUCAGAUAUAAAAUAGGAUGAUAAUGUAUUUUCAAGAAUCUGUAAGAAAAUGUUUCAUAUAGGCCUAUCAUGAAACCUUUUAUAAUUUUCAUUUGCAUAAUUAGAGUCAAUAAGUGAUUCUCCAUAUAUUUAGAUAAAGGGGGCUCUGGGAAAUAAUUUUCUUGUACCUAUAGAAAAGCCUCCUUUGUGGAUUUUCCAUUUUAUAAUUAUUUAACCAGUAGACACAUUGGAGGUUUUCUUGUGUGUACAGUAGAAUACACCCCAGUGAGAGGUUCCUAUGGGGAAAGACCUGUCAUCAGCAAUAACCUUCAUUUUUGUAACUGUGAAAACUUUCAUUAAUGUGAAUAAUAUUCUCAGAGGUUUUCUAAAAUGAGAAUCAUCUGAUGAAGCUUUUUACCUGAAAGUUUAAAAUUGUAAAGUUGUUAAUUAAAUGUGUAGAAUACUCAAAAACAUGUUGACUUUAGAAAACAUAAACUGAAUUUGGCAAGAGAAGGCAAACUGGAAAAUGAGCAAGCAUCUUAGGUGUGGAAUACAAUUUGACCUAAGUUGUUUCAAAACUGUCAUUUAUCAGUUUCUUGAAAAUCAUUGUUAGGGCUGAUGUAUAGAAGUACAUUUCUAAUUUUACAGAUUUUAAUUUAUUGGUGAAAUUACUAUGCCUUAUCUGGGUUAUAAAAGUGAUCUUAUUUAUUUUGUAUAUUUCUCUCAUUCAGAAUAUUUUUCGUUAUGUUUCAUUGUGUUGAAAAUAUGUAUACAUCUAUUUCAGUGCCUUAUAAGUAUUUUAAAAGCAAUCUUUUGCUAAUGGUUAAAGAACUGUUGUCUUAAGGAUGAAAUACUAUUCAUUAAAAGGAUCUGGGAAAUAAUUUACACUUGUUUGUUAUAAACUAGUUACAUAUGGAUGCUUUUGUCAUUUUUAUUUGGCAAAGUCAUUCAGUUUGAGAAUCAAACAUUUAUUAGGUGCCUUCUGUUUGCCAGAUACUUUAACCAAUGUUACUUUCAUUUAAUACUCAGAAAUGUUAAAAUGUGAUAUUUUUAAUACUAAGUCAAUGGUUGUAUUUAUUUUUUGAAACCAUCCUUUUUGUCCUGAGUUGAAGACUCCUUGGUAGGGUUUACUCCUUUGUUCUUUCUCUUUCUAAGUAUAAAUGAUGUAAUUAAAAAACUGGUCAUAACACUAAA
Diceros bicornis minor is the source of this 4609-nucleotide messenger RNA. It is a transcript of the gene UBXN2A, whose product is annotated as UBX domain protein 2A. The transcript has 7 exons. Gene Ontology annotation, molecular function: ubiquitin binding. Gene Ontology annotation, biological process: autophagosome assembly; Golgi organization; proteasome-mediated ubiquitin-dependent protein catabolic process. The coding region runs from base 333 to 1109 and encodes 258 amino acids. NCBI's taxonomy places the organism in Eukaryota, Metazoa, Chordata, Mammalia, Perissodactyla, Rhinocerotidae. Gene Ontology annotation, cellular component: nucleus; cytosol. The record is from RefSeq and is a predicted model, not a curated record.